Messenger RNA from Oncorhynchus kisutch (coho salmon), 4132 nucleotides. Its product is annotated as beta-1,4-galactosyltransferase 1. Bases 622 to 1677 code for a protein of 351 amino acids. Lineage: Eukaryota; Metazoa; Chordata; Actinopteri; Salmoniformes; Salmonidae. Gene Ontology annotation, cellular component: Golgi apparatus. The record is from RefSeq and is a predicted model, not a curated record. Gene Ontology annotation, biological process: protein N-linked glycosylation; carbohydrate metabolic process. Gene Ontology annotation, molecular function: beta-N-acetylglucosaminylglycopeptide beta-1,4-galactosyltransferase activity; cytoskeletal protein binding. The transcript has 6 exons.
UGAAGAAGAUGCCACAAUUUUUGUUAGGUCUCCACAAGGAAAUGUCUGUCAGAGGGAUUACUUUAUUUUUUCGAAUUUGUACAACUCUGAAGUUACAUAGUUAGUCCUGGAAGGUCCUAUUUUAAAUACACUAGCUUUAAUACCAUCGGAUAUAUGUGUGUAAUUGAGUUUAGUAGAAGUCAAUUUGGCAAAUGGGAAACGGAUUAUUCAGAGAAUCUUGCCUUUCGUGGACUUGCUGCUCUAUGUAAUUAUUCGCUGCUGUACUGUUAGCUACUAGCUAGUGAUGACGCCUGAUAGUUAGUUAGCUAAAUCGUUUAAUAAAUUUGGGACCGUUGUGAUAGUACCUUGAGGGAGGCUUUUACAACAAGACAACUUCUUUAUUGGACGGAAUACGACGGAAGUGCAAGGAUAUAACUAAGAUUAUGUUGAAGUUGUUUCGAGCGGAAAUGUUUGUUUUUUACCAUCAGCUAGCAUCUAGUAAAUUAGCUAGUUAGUUGACAGGGGAUAUCCUCGGACAUUGGGUAUGGUGUUGUAACUUCGUAACGUUAACAAGGAAAUAACUUGCUAACGUUACCUACUUUAGAUUUGUUUAACCAUAUAAUUUAACAUAGCAAGUUAACGAUGCGGGAUUCAGUGAAUUUCAGUGUUCUCCAUAGAACCUGCAAGUUGGUCGUCCUUCUAUGUUUUUUCCAUAUUUCGGUCACUUUCAUUUUUUACGUGAGGUCGUUAGAUUUUCGUUUUGCAUUUGCGAAGCACGACCAAACUGCAUCAAAGGACACAGUACCGGACGCGUUUGAAACGAACCACUUUUCUGUAGACAACGUGACUACAAUCACCAAAGAGCUUGGAAAAUGUCCUGACACAUCGCCACUGCUUGUUGGCCCACUGCGAAUUGAGUUCUCCAACCCAGUCAGCCUGGACGUGGUAAGGAAGGAAAACCCCAAUCUUAAGAAUGGGGGGCGCUUCAAGCCCAAAGACUGCGUGGCCCUCCAGAAGGUGGCCAUCAUCAUCCCUUUCCGCAACCGCGACGAGCACCUCAAGUUCUGGCUCUACUACCUCCACCCCAUCCUUCAGCGCCAGCAGUUGGACUAUGGCGUCUAUGUCAUCAACCAGGACGGCGAUGAAGUCUUUAACCGUGCCAAGCUCCUCAACGUUGGCUACUCGGAGGCCCUGAAGGAGUACGACUACGGCUGCUUUGUGUUCAGUGACGUGGACCUCAUCCCCAUGGAUGACCGCAACACCUACAGGUGCUUCAGCCAGCCCAGGCACCUGUCUGUUUCCAUGGACAAGUUUGGCUUCAGAUUGCCGUACAACCAGUACUUUGGAGGCGUGUCGUCAAUGAGCAAGGAGCAAUUCCUCAAGAUCAACGGCUUCCCCAACAACUACUGGGGCUGGGGAGGAGAGGACGACGACAUUUUCAACAGGCUGAACUCCAAGGGGAUGACCAUCUCACGGCCCAGCGGAGCCGUGGGGAAAUGCAGGAUGAUCCGCCACAACCGGGAUGGUGGGAACGAAGACAACCCACAGAGGUUCGACCGCAUCGCCCACACCAAGGAGACCAUGAACAAAGAUGGCAUAAAAACCCUGUCGUACAAAGUGGUCAAAGUGGAGAAGGAUCAAUUAUACACCAAAAUUACUGUGGACGUGGGGAAAAAAAUGACUCUGCAAACCAAUUAAAACCUGAACAGCCUUGACAACCAAUUUGCCACUGUGGUGGAUGCUGUAACCAAAUGUGCCUUGACACUAUAAAUAAUAUUAUGCCUUGGACUCUUUGGACCAUAGAGAAUGACUGAUCUAAUCAGCAAACAAACAUAUUCCCCAAUAUUCCCUUUAUUUUCGGCCUUUGCACAUCCGAUGGUGAAUUGAACUGGGAUUCCAGCGUUUCCAUCAUAGGAUCCUUAAUGGAAUGAGAGUUGACAUCCGGGGUGGUUUCAGGCUGAUAUGGCCCCCACUCUCUCUGUCUGGAGACGGCUGCUGAGACAAAGUCUUUUGUGAGCCAUUUUGUCUUGAGGGGGAGGUUGUGAAAUGUCUAAUUGAUUGUCCUAUGCAUCAGGGACUCUCAAAUAAUGUGUUUUGUCACUUCUGGGGAAUUUCUUGCUAAUCCUUUUUAAUGCCUCUGCUGAGCAGGGUUUCAACCAAUCAAAUGCCAAGAGGUCGGGCCAAAGAUGGAACUCUGCAAUUCGGAGGUCAAUAACAAACGAAAUCACUUAGGUUUUGUUAAGAAAACCAAUCUUAAAGGAUUUUUGUACUGAUGUUCCAUCAAGAUUUUGAACUUACCCCAAAGGGCCUAGAAUUCCAAAAACAAAUAGUUGAAACGGCCAAAUCCCAUGAUAUUUACGUUAGGCAUUCUAAUUCUCACUGCUAAGGGUCCUUAAAGGAAAAUAUUUGGGUAUUUGUUUUUCGUUAGUCUAUUGUUGAUAUAGUCCUAAAAUGUUUUGCAUGUCAGCAAUCAAGUUUUCAAGAUGCAUAACUUUUGAAAUACAGCCAGUAUGAUGCAAAAUGCAUCAUAUAGUUUUUAGGUGUUUUUUUGUUGAGUAUUUUGAACUAUGUGAAAAGUGUCUCUGCUGAAGCUCCCUUCCCUGUGAAGAUCACCAUUCAAGGUAGCCUCUAAGGAGGCCUCUCCUUAGUUGGAAAAGAGGCACCUGAAUGUAUUGCCUGGUGGUGUUGUGAUUGUGUACCCUGGGGUAAAAUGAUACUGCGCUGUUGUCUAUCACGAUUGUCUGGUGUUUUUUUUAAGUCUGAGAUGGGGGGGGUUCUACGCAAAAAAAUUAUCCUCUUGUAUUCAUUGUAUGUGAGAGGGUUGGGAAACCAUUUUUUUACUUCUUUAAAAAAAGUUUUGGCCUCGAUGUAGUAACCAAACCACAGGAGGUUGUUGGCACCUUAAUGAGGGAGGUGGUAUCUUAAUGGGGGAAUGGUAUCAAACACUUGAUUUUCACGUGUUUGAUGCCAUUCCAUUUGCUCCGUUAUGGUUAUUAUUAUGAGCCGUACUCCCCUCCGCAGUCUCAUGCCACCACAGGUCCUUAUCGUUCCUCAUAUACAUUGAAAACUACACAAGAUUGUGCGUUAUGAGGCAUGGCAUUGCACAUGUACAGUUAAUCUUAUUGAGGGGAAAAAGCCAUUGCGUUUUCUGACUGGAGACUAGAUAUAACAGAGUGAUUGUCUGUCCAUACUUAGGCUUCCAUGUUUGCUUCUUAAUUCUGUCAGAAGAGGAAUGGCAAUCAGCCCUUGAAGAAUCUGUAAAAUGACAGCCAUUUUUGCCUUACCCAAAUAAACUUGAAAAUAUCAAUGAAUUGGUCAACUUUGAAACAUUAGUAGGAGAUAUGGGUGUACAUCAACCGCCAAAGCUAAGUCAGUAAUUCCCUAGCUGUUCCCCAAAAGUGUUCCCCAAGAUGCUGUACUAUAGUUAACCGUUUCCCAAGAUGCUGAACUAUAGGGUCUUUGGGCUCGGUCAAGAAAGCCACAUCACAGGCUUAUUCAACUACGGUGAAACGUUGCAAAUAGAAAUCCUUCAUAUAGAAUGAGCACAAUGUACAUAGCAAAUAGAGGUUUUUGUCAGCUCUAUGCAACACAUUUCUAUACUCAAAAUGGGGAGUGUUUGCCACAUUGAAUAAGCCUAAGGAAAGGCCUAGUCACCACAUACCACCUCACUCUGUCUAGCUACGUACAGACACUCGAAGACAUUGGAGAUGUCCCAUGAUGUGCAGUCUUGCUCUUUAAGCCUGGCAUGCAAGGCUGCAUUAUGUACAGUGCAUAGCAUUAUGUACUUUCUACCUAAAGAUUCAUUUUCAAGGUUGAAAACCAGUGUCUUUUAUAGGUUGGCUGAAGCCAGGUUUGUUUCUCCCAAAGACAAUGGCCUUUGUUGAGAAAGCCAGCAUUAUGUAUGCCAAGUGUGAAUUCGGUUUGUUUUACAAUAGUUAGCUGGCUAAUCUGUAAGGCUUCUAUCUUUUUACUUUUCAUGUUUUCCAUUAUAAUUCAACGUGUGCAUGUGUGCUUGUGAUUUCUACAAAUGCAUGUGUCUUUGUAUGUCUUUUGCUGGCAUAACAAUUUCCUUCAAAAUUACAUUUCCUGGUUUGUGGGAAUGUUGGUGAAGAUGAAACAACUCAUGUUUAGGUAAUUAAAAUCUUUGAUUUAA